AUGGCUGAUCACGAGCUUAUUCCUGAUGGAUCGAACGUCCUAUUGAUUUCAUUGAUCCCGUCCGUUAUUUGUUUGCUUCUUGUUCUGGUUCUCGUCGCAUAUAUUGUCUACACCCGACGCGUGACAAGUAGAAAUCGAUGGGUUCAAAAACCAUUCAAGUCCGGUGCUCAUUUACUCGUCCGAGAGAUCAAAGCGUCUCCCGGCGAUGGGAACACUAGUAUCAUACCACUUCCGUCUAGUGCAACACCGAAUGUGAUAACCGACAAGGGUAGAUUUCUCGUCAACCUAAAAGAUUAUCACAGACCCUGGAAUCCGGGGGAUUCUAAGCGCGCAUCUAAUAGUCUCGUUGGUUCAGUUUGUUGCGAAUGUUCCCAGACAGAAUGUGAACAACCAACGACGGAUGCAGCACAUCUGGUGGGUGAUGGAACGAUGAACCGGUUGGUUACUGACAGCCAGUAUCACAGUGCUACACAAGCAUCUAAUCCGUCAGCCACAUCGCAUACUUUAUCCCAUGCACCGUACGAAGGAGACUGGGCAUCAAGUGAAAUCCGUCAGUGUCAUAUCUGUUCCAUGAAAUCAUCCACGAUGGAUGCGACGAGUAAUGUGACUUCUAAUCAGAUCAUUCCGAUAGAUAUACUAAACGGUAAAUCGUACGAAUCACCUGCACAGUCCAGUUUUUAUACCACAUUCCCAUCAAAAUGUUUGACCGGGAAGGAACAGGAUGGUGUAUUUUCUGCAUUGGAUCCUGCCGGGAAUUGGAAUCGAUACGGUUACACACAACCGAUAUCAGAUCCGGAACAAGUACCCAUACGUCAGAACGCAUCACCGAUUAGUCCGAGGGCCCAUGCUAAUCGUAUUCUCAGCCCGGGAAAACACGAUCUCUAUCAGUCCAUAAUCCGUAGCAAUUCACAAUCGAGUACGCGUAACCCUACCAAGCCGAACGAUCAGCAGCCUCGAUCGAGGCUGGCACCACCUCUGUUCAAUUCAACGGAUAAUUUUGUUCGAAGUGUGACCGAACCCUAUCAACCUGCGCAAUCCUUCAAACUGCGAUUCAACAAAAUCCCUGUUGUACGUUAUCCUCACGAAGCGGAUGAGGAUUCGGAAGAGAACAGUCAAUCGACCAAUGAAAAUCGUCCAGUUGAUCCCGAACUUGAUACAAACUCAUUGCUUCGACAAAAUCGCCCUGACCUGUGCCCACCAAUCAAAAUUGAAGACAAAUUGCUGGCAAACAGUCCGUUGGUUGGCGAUGACUCACAAAGAAAUAUUACUCAUUCCCCAACAAAUAAACAAACUCGUUACAACAGUCCUGGUAGUAUUGGUAUCGCCAAUCAGACAAACAACAUUUCCCCAUCUGUAGUCGGCUCAUCCGUUUCACCGGACUAUACGAUUGUUGAAGAAUACAAACCUUCGUCCACAAUAAGCAUGUCCCCAAGACCCUAUCCACGUCUAUUUGCCAACGUGUCAUCUCCCAGUAAGAAUGGAGAUAGUUGCCCUUCGCCAAAACUGACCAAACAGCUGCGUUUUCAAGCCCCAGUUUUGGAACUCCCAGUAACAAUUUAUGACUGUAAGAAUGCCCCACCCAACUACGACAUGUCCACUUCCAUGUGCCGUUCAACAAGACAAUCGUAA
Messenger RNA from Echinostoma caproni, 1629 nucleotides. NCBI's taxonomy places the organism in Eukaryota, Metazoa, Platyhelminthes, Trematoda, Plagiorchiida, Echinostomatidae. The record is from the annotation of a GenBank genome assembly.